UGUCGUGAGAAAGUUUACUGUAUAAUAAAGAUAUAACGAUUAAUUAUAGUUGUAAUUAUAAUAUAUUACUAAAAUGGGUACCAAACUGGCUGAGGAUUUGUUUGGAGAUCCGAAUUUUUACAAGAAACCGAUAAAAGAAAUCGAAGAGAAGUGGAAGCUAGUUCCGGCAUUCUUAAAGGUUAAAGGACUAGUUAAGCAACACAUUGAUUCUUUUAAUUAUUUUAUUAACGUUGAAAUUAAGAAAAUUGUUGAAGCUAACAAUAAGGUUACAUGUGAUGCCGAUCCUUUGUUUUAUAUUAAAUAUACUAAUGUAUAUGUAGGAACACCUGAUGUAGAUGAAGGUUUUAACAUAAGUAAACCCACUACGCCUCAUGAGUGUAGAUUGAGAGAUAUGACUUAUUCAGCCCCUAUUUCUGUUGAUAUAGAAUAUACAAGGGGUACAGAUAGGGUGUCCAAAACUGGUCUGCUAAUAGGAAGAAUGCCUAUUAUGCUCCGUUCUUCAAACUGUGUGCUCUCAAAUAAGUCAGAAUUUCAACUGGCGAAAAUGAAUGAGUGUCCUUUGGAUCCUGGUGGGUAUUUUGUUGUGAAAGGACAGGAAAAAGUUAUUUUAAUUCAGGAACAAUUGUCGAAAAAUAGGAUGAUAGUUGAGGAGGGUAAAUUUGGGAUUCAAUGCCAAGUUACAAGUUCAACGCAUGAGAAAAAGUCGAGGACUUUGGUUUUUAGUAAAGGAAAUAAAUAUUACAUGGGCCACAAUAUAUUUACAGAUCCAAUUCCGGUCUCUAUAAUUUUCAAAGCUAUGGAUGUAAUUGCUGACAGAGAAAUCUGUGAGCUAAUCGGGAUUCCAGACAUACACAAAUUAACACCCACUCUUGAAGAGUGUCAUAAUUUAAAGAUAUAUACCCAGGAAGGUGCUCUUAGAUAUUUGGGUGCAAAGUUGGUAGCUAAAAGGUAUGUAACGGCUGUUUCUAAAGUUAAGACUCCUUUGGAUGAGGCUAGAGAUCUUUUGGCUACAACAGUUUUGGCUCAUGUGCCAGUGGAGAAAUUUAAUUAUAGACAGAAAGCUAUUUAUUUAGGACUUAUGGUAAAAAGAGUGAUUGAGGCGUCGACAGACAACAAAUUCCUAGAUGAUAGGGAUUACUACGGAAAUAAAAGACUCGAGUUAGCUGGCUCCCUGUUAUCCCUAAUGUUCGAGGACGUUUUCAAAAGAUUCAACUGGGAAUUAAAAGCCACAGCUGAAAAAACCAUACCCAAAAUUCGCGCGACACAAUUUGACGUCGUCAAAUACAUGAGGUCUGACUUGAUUACAAGCUGUUUAGUUUUUGCUAUAUCCACUGGAAAUUGGACUAUAAAACGUUUCAGAAUGGAACGUCUGGGAGUCACACAGGUUUUAUCGAGGUUGAGUUACAUUUCAGCUCUUGGUAUGAUGACGAGAGUAAACUCACAGUUCGAAAAAACUAGAAAAGUGUCGGGUCCGAGGUCUUUACAGCCCAGUCAGUGGGGUAUGUUGUGCCCUAGUGACACACCAGAAGGAGAAGCCUGUGGAUUGGUGAAAAACUUGGCAUUGAUGACACAUAUAACGACAGAAGUGGAUGAAUACCCAUUGAUAAGACUCGCUAAUAAUGCUGGUUUGCAAGAUAUUAACAUGGUUGCCAGUAUUUCAAUACAUUCACCACAAUCCUUCCUGGUAUUUUUAAACGGUAACAUCCUUGGUGUGAUUAAAAACUACAAAAAAAUGAUCAGGGUGUUCAGACUUAUGCGCCGCAAGGGCUACAUAAGCAGCUAUGUUUCUAUAUACCCGAGUUUUCUACAUAAGUGUAUCUACAUCAGCUCAGAUGGCGGCAGAUUGUGCAGACCCUAUAUUAUCGUGGAAAAAGGCAUACCUUUGGUCAACCAGCAGCAUAUUCUGGAGUUGGAGAAAGGAAUAAGGAGUUUUGAGGAUUUUAUACAUGAUGGUUUAAUCGAAUUUUUGGACGUAAACGAAGAAAACGAUAGCUUCAUAGCUUGUUACGAAAAAGACAUCAACGAAUUGACAACGCAUUUAGAAAUAGCCACUUUUACCUUACUUGGUGUGUGUGCUGGCUUAGUCCCAUACCCCCAUCAUAAUCAAUCGCCCAGAAAUACGUACCAAUGUGCUAUGGGUAAACAAGCUAUGGGUACCAUAGGGUACAAUCAAAAAAAUCGUAUGGAUACACUUUUGUAUAACUUGGUGUAUCCACAGGCACCAAUGUGCAAAACUAAGUCCAUAGAGUUGACGAAUUUUGACAAGUUACCAGCAGGUCAAAAUGCUACAAUAGCAGUCAUGAGCUAUAGUGGUUAUGAUAUUGAAGACGCCCUAAUUUUGAAUAAGGCUUCAAUUGAUAGAGGUUUUGGUAGGUGUUUAGUUUACAAAAACUCCAAGUGCAUAAUGAAAAGGUACGCCAAUCAAACGUACGAUAGAAUCCAAGGGCCCAUGGUGGAUCCAGCUACUGGACAAGCUAUGUGGAAGCAUACUUGUCUGGAUAAUGAUGGGAUAGCUGCUCCUGGAGAACUAGUACAAAAUAGACAGACUUUGGUUAACAAAUCCAUGCCUAGCGUGUCUGCGGUACCAGGUAGUACCAACACAUCGGUAGAAUACAAAGACGUGCCAAUUAGCUACCGAAAUAACGAACCAAGCUAUAUAGAGAAAGUCCUGAUAAGUACUAAUGAAGAGGACACAACACUGAUAAAAAUACUUUUGCGACAAACGCGUCGACCGGAAAUCGGGGACAAAUUCAGCUCACGGCACGGGCAAAAAGGCGUGGUUGGCUUGGUAGUUGAACAGGAAGACAUGCCUUUUAACGAACAAGGAAUCUGCCCUGAUAUCAUAAUGAACCCCCACGGUUACCCCUCCAGAAUGACAGUGGGUAAACUGAUUGAACUGCUAUCGGGCAAAGCCGGAACCUUCGAGGGUAAAUUUCAUUAUGGUACCGCGUUUGGCGGGUCCAAAGUAUCAGAUGUUUCCGCGGAGUUGGUAAAGCAUGGUUAUAACUAUCAGGGGAAGGAUAUUUUUUAUUCCGGGAUAACUGGAGAGCCUCUGGAAGCUUAUAUUUACUCUGGGCCUGUGUAUUAUCAGAAAUUGAAGCAUAUGGUUCAGGAUAAAAUACACGCCAGAGGAAGAGGUCCAAGAGCUGUUUUAACUAGGCAACCUACAGAAGGAAGAAGCAGAGAUGGAGGUCUACGUCUUGGUGAAAUGGAAAGAGAUUGCCUAAUAGGUUAUGGAGCUAGUAUGAUGUUGGUGGAAAGACUAAUGGUUUCCAGCGACCAAUGUGAAGUGGAUGUUUGUAAUAAAUGCGGUCGACUAGGUUACUGCGGUUGGUGUAAUUCAUGCAAAAGUUCUGGACAUGUCUCAAGUAUUACAAUGCCUUAUGCUUGUAAACUAUUACUCACAGAAUUACAGGCUAUGAAUAUUACAGCAAGGCUAACAUUAAGCCACUAUUGUGAAUGAGUUUAAGUUUUUUAUAUUGAAUAAAU
This is a messenger RNA of Brassicogethes aeneus, 3489 nucleotides long. The record is from the annotation of a GenBank genome assembly. NCBI's taxonomy places the organism in Eukaryota, Metazoa, Arthropoda, Insecta, Coleoptera, Nitidulidae.